UCUUCCUAGACGUGGAAGGUACGAGUCUCGGCCAAUGGUGACACGCCGCCCUAGGAAGAGCAGCCAAUCAGUGGCAAGGAGCUCGGAAAGGAGCUGGGCAGAGUUAGUAGCGGCAGCGCCUGCCAGAAGAGGCCUGGAGACGCGGUACGGAGUGGCGGAGCGCGGCGGCGGGGUUUUGGUAUGAACAGGAUUCGGAUUCACGUCUUGCCAACCAACCGGGGGAGGAUCACGCCAGUGCCCAGGUCCCAGGAACCGUUGUCUUGUUCCUUCACUCAUCGCCCAUGCUCUCAGCCUCGUCUGGAAGGACAGGAGUUUUGGAUUAAGCAUAUCCUCAAGGACAAGAAUGCACCCUUCAAGCAAUGUAGUUAUAUAUCCACGAAGAAUGGAAAGAGAUGUCCCAGUGCUGCCCCAAAGCCAGAGAAGAAAGAUGGUAUGUCCUUCUGUGCUGAUCAUGCCCGAAGGAAUGCCCUAGCGCUUCAUGCUCAAAUGAAGAAGACCAAUCCAGGGCCUAUGGGUGAAACUCUGUUGUGCCAGCUGAGUUCAUAUGCUAAGACAGAGUUGGGCUCUCAGACUCCAGAAAGUAGCCGUAGUGAAGCCAGCCGAAUACUGGACAUGCUGGUGUGUACACAGCAGAAGAAGUGGCCCUGAUUAUGCGUGAAAAGUUAAUUCGUUUGCAGUCUUUAUACAUAGAUCAGUUUAAACGACUUCAGCAUUUGCUUAAGGAGAAGAAGCGCCAGUACUUACAUAACCGCAAAGUGGAACAUGAAGCUCUAG
Molecule: messenger RNA, 774 nt
Organism: Heterocephalus glaber (naked mole-rat)
Lineage: Eukaryota; Metazoa; Chordata; Mammalia; Rodentia; Bathyergidae
Source: RefSeq, a predicted model, not a curated record